Messenger RNA from Drosophila takahashii, 1834 nucleotides. Its product is annotated as fatty acyl-CoA reductase 1. Gene Ontology annotation, molecular function: alcohol-forming very long-chain fatty acyl-CoA reductase (NADP+) activity. Gene Ontology annotation, cellular component: peroxisome. NCBI's taxonomy places the organism in Eukaryota, Metazoa, Arthropoda, Insecta, Diptera, Drosophilidae. The record is from RefSeq and is a predicted model, not a curated record. Gene Ontology annotation, biological process: long-chain fatty-acyl-CoA metabolic process.
AUCUAAAGCUGAAGCUGAAGCUUAAUCUGCCAAGGCAUCCGAAUAUCUAGUUGAAAGGGUCUGCCGUUGUUGCCAAGUGAAGGUGACUGAAGCUAUCUGAGAUGGCCGCCAAACCGAAGUUCGUUUAUGAGAAGGAUGACCUGGCCACCAUAGGGGAAGUGGACGACAACGAGGUGGACCGCAUUGCGGAGUGCUUCAAGGGACGCAGUCUGUUCAUCACAGGAGGCACUGGGUUCCUGGGCAAGGUGCUGGUCGAGAAGUUGCUGCGGUCGUGUGGCGGCCUCAAGCGCAUUUAUCUGCUCAUCCGCCCCAAGAAGGGCAAGGAUCCGCAGGAGCGCAUCAAGGAUAUAUUCCAGAAUGUGCUCUUCGACCAGGUGAAGCAGCUUCGUGGCGAGGAGCACAUCCUGCAGCAAGUGGUGGCCAUAGCCGGCGAUGUCCUGUUGCCUGGUCUGGGAAUCUCUGAGGAGGAUCUGGAAACGCUGCGCGAGGAGGUGUCCAUUGUGUACCAUUGUGCAGCCACAGUGCGCUUUGAUGAGCCGCUCCGGAAUGCCGUGUUCAUGAACACCCGCGGCACCAAGUACAUGCUGGCGCUGGCCCAGACCCUGAAGCACCUGGACUUCUUCGCCUACUGCUCGACGGCCUACUGCCACCUGCACGUGAAGACGCUGUACGAGAAGCCCUACGACCCGCCGGCAGAUCCGCACAAGGUGAUGCAGGCCUGCGAGUGGCUGACGGACGACGAGGUGGCCACCAUCGAGCGCAAGGUGCUCGGCGACAUCCCCAACACGUACGCCUACACCAAGUCCCUGGCCGAGGCCCUGGUGGUGGAGAAGUUCGACCAGCUGCCCGCCGUGAUCCUGCGACCCUCGAUCGUGAUCCCCAUCUGGAAGGAGCCCAUUCCCGGCUGGACGGACAACAUCAACGGGCCCACGGGUCUGCUUAUCGGAGCGGGAAAGGGAGUCAUCCGGACCAUGUACUGCAAUUCCUCUGGCUACGGCGAUUUCCUGCCCGUGGACGUGGCUGUGAACGGCAUCCUGGUGGCCAGCUGGAGGAACAUCACCGCGGGCACGGACACCACCAAUCGGGUGGCGCACAUGACGUCCUCCAACGACAUCAAGGUGUCCUGGGCGGAGAUCAUCGAGCUGGGUCGCUGGGUGAUCGAGAACAAGGUGCCGCUGAAUGGCGUCGCCUGGUAUCCGGGGGGCUCGAUGAAGUCCAACUACUGGGUUCACUUCAUCUGCAUGGUGCUCUUCCAGUGGAUGCCGGCCCUCUUCGUGGACGCCCUGCUCUGGCUGCUUCGCUAUCCGCCGGUAUUGUGCCGCGUCCAGAACCGCAUCUUCAAGGGCUUCGAGGUCUUCGAGUACUACGCCAAUAAUGUUUGGAACUUUGACAACUCGGAGGCGGUGAAGCUGCGCAAGCUGAUGAACAACAAGGAGCGGCGCACCUACGUGAUCGAGAAAAUAGAGCUGGACCUGAUCGACUACUUCACCAACUGCGUCCUCUGCGCCCGCCGCCUGAUCCUCAAGGAGUCGGACGAAUCCAUUCCGGCGGCCAGGAGGCACAUGAAGGUGAUGUGGGUGGUGGACAAGGUCUACAAGGGUAUCUGGAUAUUCGGCAUUCUUUACAUGCUCUAUAGGUGCUUCUUCGCGGGAUAGAAUCCGUCCCGAUGCGACGCUUAGUUAAGUGCUGGAGACCAAAAGAUGUGCCCUGCCCCAAGCCGUAGUUGUUAUGUUUUUUAGGAACUAAGUCUUCUAGUUUUACCCGGUGCUGUUGAUUAGAAACGUAAUUCAUUUGUUUUGAAAGGCAGCGAAUAAAACAUUGGUUUAUGUACGGA